UGACGUCUCCGCGCUCGUGGGUCGCGCCGGAUGAGACGGGGUUUGGGCAGUUGGCUCGUUAGGCGGCGCUUCCUGGGGGCGAGGGCGCCAUGGCGCUGCUCUGGUUGCAGCGCGUCGAGCUCCUGCUCUUUGCUGCUACUUUCCUGUGCGGAGCCGUGGCGGCCGUGGCGCUGACCCGGACCCAGGGCUCCUUCAGGGGCAGCUGUCCCCUGUAUGGUGUGGCCACCCUGAAUGACUCCUCCUUGGCCCUGUCCCGACCCUCGGCCCCAUCCCUCUGCUACUUUGUGGCUGGGGCUUCUGGCCUACUGGCCCUCUACUGUCUCCUGCUUCUGCUCUUCUGGGUCUACUGCAGCUGCAUCGAGAACUCCCACAGAGGCCCGACAGGGCUCUGCAUUGUAUUGGCCAUCUCAGCUGUAGCCAUCUUCCUGGUUUUAGUGUCUGCCUGUAUCCUCCGAUUUGGCACCAGUUCCCUCUGCAAAUCCAUCGUCUCUCUGAACAUAACUAGCUGCUCUGAUGCUCAGAGAACUCCAUGGAUACCCCCUGGAACCGCUCUGCAGUUUUACUCCAACCUACACAAUGCUGAAACCUCCUCUUGGGUGAAUCUGGUAUUGUGGUGUAUGAUCUUGGUGCUCCAAGUCGUGCAGCAGAAGUCUGAAGCCACCCCAAACUGGCCUCUGGAGAGGGGUGACCCUGAGUGGAGGUCUGAGGCAGAUGUUCUUGUUGGGCCCCGCCUUUCCCAUUCCUGAAGACUACCCAAAGUAUUUCCUGCAGCCAAAGACUCCAUGCCCAAGUGCCUGCAAAAAUCCUCUUGCCCCCACAUGGCCCUGUUUAUGCCAGGAGCCUUAGUUUUCCCUCUAGGAGGGAGGCAGGAUGAGAGGCACUCUCUUCCUCUAGCUGUUUUUGUACCAAAAUAUCGUAUUAUUUUCUUCCUUCA
Phacochoerus africanus (Common warthog) is the source of this 934-nucleotide messenger RNA. It is a transcript of the gene TMEM179B, whose product is annotated as transmembrane protein 179B. The transcript is spliced from 5 exons. The coding region runs from base 90 to 746 and encodes 218 amino acids. The record is from RefSeq and is a predicted model, not a curated record. Lineage: Eukaryota; Metazoa; Chordata; Mammalia; Artiodactyla; Suidae.